CCAGAGGCACAUUAUCUUACAAGACUUACUGAAGAUAACAUUCAGCGAAAGCCAUAUUCAGCGAAGCAUUUAAACAACCAGACAGGUGAUGGAGCUGAUAAUAAGACUGCUGGGCGGAGAUGUGAAGCGUCUGGAAGUGAGCGGUGGAGCCACAGUUGGUGAACUGAAGAAACUCAUCUCUCAGAUCAUCGGAGAACCUUCUUACAAACAGAAGCUGUCUGCCGAUAACGGUUCACGUAUCAGCCUCGAGGAUGAGUCUCGAACCCUCAGCAGUUACGGUCUGCACUCUGGAUCAGUGGUCAGUCUGCUCAUCACCAACCCCGGACCUUUCCAAGUGUUCGUCAGGAAUGAGAAGGGCCAGACCGGGACGUAUGAAGUGGAUAUCAAUGAGACCGUAGAUCAGCUCCAGGCUAAGAUCUACCGCAAAGAGAGAGUCCCCGUGGACCAGCAGAGACUGAUUUUCAACGGAAGACAGCUGGAGUCCGGCAGAAAGUUGCAGGAAUACGACAUCAGCUCAGGAAGCAGCAUUCACAUGACUCUCCGUCUGCGAGGAGGAUGAUCGGGUGAAUGUGUGCAAAAAGGACUAAAAAGUGUUAUCUUUAGAUUUGUUAAUGAUGUAACUAAA
Molecule: messenger RNA, 625 nt
Organism: Carassius auratus (goldfish)
Lineage: Eukaryota; Metazoa; Chordata; Actinopteri; Cypriniformes; Cyprinidae
Product: polyubiquitin 12-like
Exons: 2
Coding region: 89-559 (156 amino acids)
Molecular function (GO): protein binding
Source: RefSeq, a predicted model, not a curated record